AUGGCCACCAUCAACGUCAAAGUCAUAUCAGACCCUGUCUGCCCCUUUUGCUAUCUUGGCAAAGCCCGUCUCAACAAGGCGAUAGACCUGUACAAAAAGACCUACCCCGGCGGCAAGGACGACACCUUCAACGUGACAUGGCAAGCCUACUACCUCGACCCGACGGCGCCUCCCAAAGGUGUGCCCGUCAACGAGCGCAUGGCGGCGCGCUUCGGCGCCGACCGUCUGGAGAUGAUGCACUCGCGCAUGAAGAAGCUGGGCGCGGCCGAGGGCUUCAAUUUUACAUUUGGCGGCAAGGUUGGUCACACACGUGACGCGCACCGGACGAUCCAGCUGGCCAAGUCCAAGGGCCCCGAGAUUGAGAACGCGGUGGUGGACUCGAUUAUGAAGAGUUACUUUGAGGAGGACGGCGACGUGACGAGCUGGGACAUGAUUGCCGACGCGGCGGUGCGGGGUGGGCUUGAGAGGGGGGAGGUGAGGACGUGGCUUGAGGAGGGCAAGGGCGGGAAGGAGGUUGAUGCGCAGGUUGAGGACGCGUAUCGGAUGGGCGUCAGGGGGGUGCCGCACUUUGUGAUUAAUGACAAGUACGAGGUUGGCGGUGCGCAGGAGGUGGGCGAAUUUUUGGGACAGAUUGUUGCGGCGAGGGAGAAGGGUGGUCGGGCGGCGGGUGGACAGGACGGGCUAUCAUGUUGA
Molecule: messenger RNA, 693 nt
Organism: Colletotrichum orchidophilum
Lineage: Eukaryota; Fungi; Ascomycota; Sordariomycetes; Glomerellales; Glomerellaceae
Product: DSBA-like thioredoxin domain-containing protein
Exons: 2
Coding region: 1-693 (230 amino acids)
Molecular function (GO): oxidoreductase activity
Source: RefSeq, a predicted model, not a curated record